Messenger RNA from Anarrhichthys ocellatus (wolf-eel), 1592 nucleotides. RefSeq names its product trophoblast glycoprotein (gene tpbg). Gene Ontology annotation, biological process: negative regulation of canonical Wnt signaling pathway. Bases 454 to 1581 code for a protein of 375 amino acids. The record is from RefSeq and is a predicted model, not a curated record. Gene Ontology annotation, molecular function: protein binding. NCBI's taxonomy places the organism in Eukaryota, Metazoa, Chordata, Actinopteri, Perciformes, Anarhichadidae. Gene Ontology annotation, cellular component: plasma membrane. The transcript has a single exon.
UAGGAAAGCAGCGAGCUGGAAGUACGUACGUGGUGAUACAUGGCACCUUUGGGAGACGGCGAGGGCUUUUCUGUCUCGGAACCAGCAGCCUGAGUAAAGGUAUUUGCCAGUUCGACAUUCUGAAUCGGACUCGAUUAUUUUAGCGGGGAACUGGGGGAAAAAAAUAUGAUAAAAGCCUGAGGUUUUGGGAAGACGAACGAAGAGGGAAAACCUCGAAGUUUGCGAGCUUCGUCCACCACCUUUAUGGAAACGUAGAGUUCUCCCGCACAAGGAUGGUUUGGGGGUAGUUAUAUGGAGUCUGAGUUGGAACUGGGAGCCGUUUUCGAAAGGAUAAAGGCGGGAGAGCCACGGUGGGGAGAAACUUUCCCUUGUUGAAGAACAAGGCUGUCGGUUUGCUGUAGAGUAAUCUUUACGGACGGUCUGCGCGCACACACACGUUUUGUACAACCCAAGAUGCGCCUGUUGAGCACGUCGUGCGGAGAAAUCCGAGGGAGAGCACACAUGUCCGGAGUGGUGCCUUUUCUUCUUCUCCUCGCGGCCGUGCUGUCCUGCCACGGCUGUCCGGACAAGUGCUUGUGCGUCUCGCAAACGGUGAAAUGCCAAAACCAGGACUUGGACGCGAUUCCGCAUUCUUUGCCGGCCAAUACCAAGUUCCUGUUCGUCACGGGAAACUACAUCUCCCGUGUCGGGGUGGACUCUUUCCCGACCCGCCUGCAAAUGCUCACAGACCUCUAUCUCAGCGGAAACGAGGUGGAGUCCGUGGACGCAAUGGUGUUUGACAACUUGCCAAACCUCGUGCGGCUGGACCUGAGCAACAACAUAAUCCAAACUUUCAGCGAAAGGGCUUUCCCAGAGGACAACAAAGUGCAGCUCCUUAACCUCAGCAGGUCUUUCCACAACCACUCCUUCAUGGACUCGGUCCUGAGCGUCCUACAGAGCGGACACCUCCUCCAGCUGACGGUGCUGGACCUGUCCAACAACGACCUUGUGAUCCUCCCGGACGACAUAUUCAGAGAACUCCCCAACCUGGUCACCCUGAGCCUGCAGAACAGCUCCAUCCUCUCUGUUCAGAACGGGACGCUGAGGGCGCCGCCGCUGCGUGACCUGGACCUGAGGGACAACAGCCUGAGGGACCUGCCCUACGCCACCCUGGCGGAGCUCGGCCUCAAGCCCACCCUCCUCAUCCGGCUGGCGGGGAACCCCUGGCGCUGCGACUGCUUCUUCGAGGACACGCUGCUGUGGCUGAAGAACACCACCCAGGUCGUCGACGCGCAGAACCUGACCUGCGCCGAACCCAAGGCCCUGAGGCGCCAGCCGCUCCUGCAGGUGGAGCAGUCGCGGCUGAGGUGUCUGGGCGACAUGGAGGGCGUGCUGGAGACCUCGUACGUUUUCCUGGGGCUGGUGCUGGCGCUGAUCGGCAUCAUAUUCCUGCUGGUGCUCUACCUGAAUAGAAAGGGCAUCAAGCGGUGGAUUUACAACAUCCGGGACGCUUGUAGGGACCACAUGGAGGGGUACCAUUACAGGUAUGAGAUCAACUCUGACCCGCGUUUGGCCAACCUGAGCAUCAAUUCGGAUGUGUGAGCGAGGACGGG